Oncorhynchus tshawytscha (Chinook salmon) is the source of this 3985-nucleotide messenger RNA. RefSeq names its product inactive rhomboid protein 1. Bases 351 to 3050 code for a protein of 899 amino acids. Gene Ontology annotation, cellular component: endoplasmic reticulum membrane. Lineage: Eukaryota; Metazoa; Chordata; Actinopteri; Salmoniformes; Salmonidae. Gene Ontology annotation, molecular function: serine-type endopeptidase activity. The record is from RefSeq and is a predicted model, not a curated record. The transcript has 19 exons. Gene Ontology annotation, biological process: regulation of epidermal growth factor receptor signaling pathway; regulation of protein secretion.
GUUCUAUGCUCAAGGGCGGGGUUCUCGGUCGGUGAAACUGAAUUACCGGCCGAAGAAAACUUACCCUUGUUGAGCCUUGCGGUGUGGGAAUGCGCUGGACACUGCCUGUGAAAAUAGGAUCCCAAUAGACAUAUCUGGAAAUGUUUCAACGUUUUGUCACUAGUUACAGGAAAUAGAAAAGGACUCUUGUUUGACUCGAAAUAAAUUAUUAUUUUUCCUUCUCAGAAUGAAGUGACAUCACAUUUCAGUAACUGAGAUCUGAAAUCUUUACAACCAGAUUUUUUCUCCGCAACGGGAAACAUAGGAUUUGAUUUUGAUAAGGGUGGGAGGCGUGGGGUGGGGUUGGGAGCAUGGCUGAACCACGCCGUGAGAGCACCAGCAGCCUGCAGAGGAAGAAGCCUCCAUGGCUCAAACUGGACAUUCCCACUGCUCAGGUGUCCCUGGAUGAGCCACCCACCUUCGUCCAGCCGGUGAAGCGCCAGGGUUUCCUCCGCAGUAUCAGCAUGCCAGUGGAGCCCUCCCACCUCCGGUCCCCGCCUCGCGACCUCUUUGACCCCCGCCGGCCGCCCCUGCUACGCCAGUCCUCCAUCACACAGACCAUCAAGAGCAGCAGGAGGGUGCACUUUGAGCGGAUUAACACAGUGCCCGUUAAGGGUCAGCGGGCAUCUCGCCGUGGCCCCAGGAAGCAUCACUCUCUCUCCAGAACCCUGCUCAGGGGCACAGCGGACUGGUUCGGGGUCAGUAAGGACGGCGAUGCCACUCAGAAAUGGCAGAGGAAGAGUCUGCGCCACUGCAGCAUGCGCUAUGGCCGUCUGAAGCCCCAGGUGAUCCGGCAGAUGGACCUGUCCAGUCAGGACAACAUCUCUCUGACCAGCACCGAGACGCCCCCGCCCCUCUACGUACCCUCCUCAGCACACGCCUUUGGCAUGCAGAAGAUCGUGGACCCGUUGGCGAGGGGGCGUGCGUUCCGUAUGGUGGAGGAGGUGGACGGUUACAGCGUGCCCCAGACCCCCGUCACCCCCGGCGCCGCCUCCCUCUGCUCCUUCACCUCCUCCCGCUCAGGCCUCAACCGGCUGCCACGGCGACGCAAGAGGGAGUCUGUCGCCAAGAUGAGCUUCAGGGCAGCAGCAGCUCUGGUUAAGGGGCGCUCCCUGCGGGAAAACGCCACCCUGCGGCAGAUGCAGAGACGCAGCUUCACCCCUGCCAGCUUCAUGGAGGAGGACGUGGUGGACUUACCUGAUGAGCUGGACACAUCCUUCUUCGCCAGAGACUGUCUGAUGCAGGAGGAGUUGUCCACGUACGCUGACGAGGUGUUUGAGUCUCCGUCAGACGCGGCUGUGAUGGAUGUGGUGCAGGAGGAGGGCAGUAAGCUGGACGAGACGGAGCUGACCGGCAGCGCUCUGGACAAGAGUGAACUGGAGAGGAGCCAUCUCAUGCUGCCUCUGGAGCGAGGGUGGCGUAAGGCCAAAGAGGGAACCCCAGGACCACCCAAGGUGCCCUUGCGGCAGGAGGUGGUGAGUGUGAACGGACAGCGACGGGGUCAGCGCAUCGUUGUGCCCGUCAAGAAACUGUUCGCUCGGGAGAAGAGGCCCUACGGGCUGGGCAUGGUGGGGAAGCUCACCAACCGCACCUACCGCAAGCGCAUCGACAGCUAUGUGAAGAGGCAGAUAGAGGACAUGGAUGACCAUAGGCCUUUCUUUACGUACUGGAUCACCGUUGUCCACUUGCUGAUCACCAUCCUGGCUGUCUGCAUCUAUGGCAUUGCUCCCGUGGGCUUCUCCCAGCACGAGACGGUUGAUUCUGUUCUAAGAAACAAAGGUGUAUAUGAAAAUGUCAAGUUUGUACAACAAGAGAACUUCUGGGUCGGGCCCAGUUCAGAGGCUCUGAUCCACCUGGGGGCCAAGUACUCCCCCUGCAUGCGUCAGGACCAGCAGGUGCACGACCUGAUCCGGGACAAGAGAGACAUAGAGAGAGACUCUGCCUGCUGUGUGCGCAACGACCGCUCCGGCUGUCUACAGACCUCAGAGGAGGAGUGUUCGAGUACUCUGGCCGUGUGGGUGAAGUGGCCUGGUCAUCCCAGCACCCCUCAGCUGGAGGGCAGAGACAGGCAGUACGGCUCAGUGUGCCAUCAGGACCCCCGGAUUUGUCUCGAGCCAGCAUCGGUGGCACCGCAUGAAUGGCCUGACGACAUCACCAUGUGGCCAGUUUGCACCAGGUACAACACAGGGAACCACACCAACCUGCCUCACAUAGACUGCACCAUCACAGGCCGGCCCUGCUGCAUCGGCACAAAAGGGAGGUGUGAGAUCACGUCCAGGGAGUAUUGUGACUUCAUGAAGGGCUACUUCCACGAGGAGGCUACUCUCUGCUCCCAAGUUCACUGCAUGGAUGAUGUGUGUGGCCUGCUGCCUUUCCUCAACCCAGAGAUCCCAGACCAGUUCUACAGACUGUGGCUCUCUCUCUUCCUGCACGCUGGGAUCCUUCACUGCAUGGUGUCAGUGUGCUUCCAGAUGACCAUCCUGAGAGACCUGGAGAAGCUGGCAGGCUGGCUGAGGAUCUCCAUCGUAUACAUCCUGUCUGGCAUCACCGGGAACCUAGCCAGCGCCAUCUUCCUGCCCUACAGAGCAGAGGUGGGUCCGGCAGGCUCCCAGUUUGGCAUCCUGGCCUGCCUGUUUGUGGAGCUGUUCCAGAGCUGGCAGAUCCUGGCCCAGCCGUGGCGGGCCUUCAUCAAGCUGCUGUGUGUGGUGCUCUUCCUCUUCGCCUUCGGCCUGCUGCCCUGGAUCGACAACUUUGCCCACAUCUUUGGCUUCAUCUCUGGCUUCUUCUUGUCCUUCGCCUUCCUGCCCUACAUCAGCUUCGGACGCAUGGACAUGUACCGCAAGCGCCUGCAGAUCAUCGUCUUCCUGGUGGUGUUCUUGGGGCUGUUCGCCGGCCUCGUGGUGCUUUUCUAUGUGUACCCCAUCAAGUGUGACUGGUGUGAACUGCUCACCUGCAUCCCCUUCACAGACAAGUUCUGUGAGAAGUACGACCUCAACGCCCACCUCCACUGAGGAGUGGGAAGGUAGCGCCAGAGGAGGGGCAUCAGGUCAAGAGGCAUCGAUUGGCAGGUGUUAUCAACCAAUCCUUGUCUCUGUUCUGCCCUAUAGUGUGGCUAAAGAGGAGGGGAGGGUCCUGUGCGGAGCUCCCUCUCCUCUGGCUCUGUGAACUGAACUCUGAUGACAAUAUGCUUGUGUUUUUUACUCGGGCUGUCUGAAUGAAUAAGUAGGAAUGCCACUGCACUCGCCAUGAGGACUUGCAUUAAUCACAUUCUUUUCACCCCCCCCCCACACACACACACCAUUUUCUCUCCUCCACUGACCAAUGAGAGAAGGGUAUGGUCUAUCCCCUUAUCUAAGCCCCUCCCACAUUUCUCUCUCUCUUCACGUAUAAGGCAGGGUUUGGAGGAGUCAUCACUGGUACAAUAGACAGAAGGAAAUAUUUCUGUAUGUUUUUCAAUUUGUUAUUUUUUAAAAUUUUAUUUUCAUUAUUUUUAACACUCACAAUCCAGGAGUAGGUUUUGUAAUUAUUCAGGCAACCUCUCAAAACAACCAGGGACAAACAAAUCAGACAUUAAUACCUUUGGUGCCUUGCUGAUAAAUGUACCAACUACUGCCAUAUUUUUGUUACAAUACGUUAAGCACUCGAAUGCUAUCCUUUUAUUUGUUUGUUGCUUCUUAAGAAGUAAUGAUUGAUUGAAACAAGGUAGUGUUUUAGCUACCUAUCUACUCAUAUGUAACGGAAUACAACAGUAAAAAAAAAACGAGAAAAGAAAUCCGUCAGUGAAGUCUGUCUGAUUUUCUGUGGUGACUGAUGCUGCCCUUUACUUUCAGACAUGAACAUUAGUUACCUUUCCCUAACAAUCAGCUUUGUUGAAGGCACCACUGUUUUCGUGAUGUAUGUCAAUGUUAAAGGGAGUAUGAGGAGCUAUAAAAUCAGUGGCAUCGUU